CUUCCGACGAUGACGUCCUUGCACGACCACCUAUAUCGAGCAACUGGCUCAACCUCUACGGCUCUCCAACCCAGCCAGGAUGAGUGUCGGCCUCUCUUGCAAGCGCAUACACGCUAUGGAUCACUCAAGGAUGUCAAUGAGUCGUCUGGAGGCGACGACCAGAGCGUCAACGAAAUAACAGGAGAGGCGUUUGACAAAGUCCCCAAGUCGAAGCGCACACUCGGUCUUGCCAGUGCCACCUCGUUAAUCUUCAAUCGCGUCAUUGCUACUGGCGUCUUCGCUGCGCCUAGUCUCAUCCUCCGAUCAUCAGGGAGCGUUGGAAUGACGUUCGUAAUGUGGAUUCUCGGAGCGCUCGUUGCUGCUACCGGCACCGCCGUCUAUGUAGAGCUAGGAACAGGGCUCCCGCGGAGUGGGGGAGAGAAGACGUACAUGGAGCACAUAUACCAGCGUCCCAAGUUCCUCAUAACGUGCAUGUGCGCAGCUUUCGGCAUCUUUCUCGGAUCCUUGUCUGCUGCCGGACGCGUCUUCAGUGAAUAUACACUACAAGCACUCGACAUCGUGCCGACGCCUUUCAAUCUUCGAAUCACGGCCGUGUCGUGCCUCACAUUCGCAAUGGUUGUCCACGGCGUGUUCUUGAACUGGGGCCUCCGGGUACAGAAUGCGCUCGGGCUGUUCAAGUUCCUCGUCAUCAUUCUCAUCUCUUUCUCUGGCUUGUUUGUCCUCGCGGGCGUACCCGGAUUUGAAGUGCGUCCCGAAUACGAAAAGCCGAACAACUACACGUGGGGCACGUUUUGGGAGGGUACAAACCUCGAUCUGAACGCGUUCGUUACCGGAAUGUACAACGCUAUAUGGUCGUUUGUAGGGUAUUCCAACGCAAACUAUGCGAUGUCCGAGAUACGUGAUCCGGUUCGAACUAUCAGGAUUGCUGCACCACUCUCGAUGCUCUUCGUAACGUUCGCAUACCUUUCCAUGAACAUCGCAUAUUAUGCGGUGGUGGCCAAAGAUGACAUGCUCAACAGCAGCAGCGUCGCCGCGGCACUGCUCUUCAGAAAUCUUUACGGCCCCGAGGCGGCCAGGGUCAUCAGCGCCAUCAUCGCCCUAUCCACGCUUGGAAGCGUUCUCGCGAUCAUUUUCACUAUGGCGCGCUUCAUCCAAGAGAUUGGACGUGAAGGCGUCUUGCCUUUCUCCUCGUUCUUUGCGAGCAACAAGCCAUUUGGCGCACCUUUUGCCACUCUCUUUACUCAAUGGUUCAUCGCCACUAUCACAAUUAUGAUUACGCCACCUGGGGACGCCUAUCUCUUCGUUGUCAAUCUUUCCUCCUAUCCGCUUACGAUCUAUAACACGCUUGUCUCCGGUGGACUUCUGCUGUUGUACACUCCGGCAUACAAGUCUUUCGGGUGGAAUCCGCCCUUCCGCGCAUACAAAUCUGCGACGAUCUUCUUCUUCGUCUCGAACGUCUUCCUGCUUCUUGUUCCCUAUGUCCCGCCAGCACCCGGUCAUGGGGUGUACAAGAACCUUCCGUAUUGGUCGCAUCUGGCAGUUGCGCUCGGCAUUGGCGGGGUCGGUAUCGCCUAUUGGUUCGUAUGCUUCUAUUGGAUCCCUAAGCGCCGAGGAUACAGGCUCGAGCAGGUGGAGGUAAUGCAGGAGGAUGGUGUAUCGCGGAACAUCCUCAAGAAGGUCCCACUAUAGAUCAUGGUAGAUGUGCUUGGUGCUUCGGACUUCAGAACAGGAAAAGAUAAAAACUGAAGUUAGUAACUGUUUGUCAUGAUAUUGUAAUGCAUGUACCUGCCUGUACCUAUACCUCUGUUCAUCCUUGACGAUUAACUUAUUGC
Molecule: messenger RNA, 1832 nt
Organism: Coniophora puteana RWD-64-598 SS2
Lineage: Eukaryota; Fungi; Basidiomycota; Agaricomycetes; Boletales; Coniophoraceae
Product: APC amino acid permease
Exons: 13
Coding region: 10-1689 (559 amino acids)
Biological process (GO): amino acid transmembrane transport
Cellular component (GO): membrane
Molecular function (GO): L-amino acid transmembrane transporter activity
Source: RefSeq, a predicted model, not a curated record